This is a messenger RNA of Ostrea edulis (European flat oyster), 3230 nucleotides long. RefSeq names its product inactive peptidyl-prolyl cis-trans isomerase FKBP6-like. The record is from RefSeq and is a predicted model, not a curated record. NCBI's taxonomy places the organism in Eukaryota, Metazoa, Mollusca, Bivalvia, Ostreida, Ostreidae. Bases 644 to 1846 code for a protein of 400 amino acids. Gene Ontology annotation, molecular function: protein binding; peptidyl-prolyl cis-trans isomerase activity. The transcript is spliced from 14 exons.
UGGCCAGUCAGCUCAGUUGGUAGAGCAUUAUUCUCUUUAGAGAAGUCGAAAGGCAUAGCCUUCAUCAACUUCUCUUCGCAAGCAUUCAUGUUUUGAUUCUGGAAAACGUGUAAAUGCCGGAGUCGGUAAUGGUUUAUGCUUCGACCGACGUUUCGACUCAGAUGUGCCUGGAUUUACGCAAUAGGCAAGUUGUUUUCAAACAUUUAACAGUAACGCACAAAACUGUCACAAGGAAAUCAACACUUACUUGCUUUUAAUCCAUUUUCAACAUGUCCCCUGUCCCGGGUUUACGUUAACUGGUCUUGGGAGCUGUCACAAUGGGGACCAGUUAAGAGAAAAGCAGGCUGACGUAAUCAGAGUUGUGAUUUAAACCCGGGACAGGGACAUGUUGAAAAUGGAUUAAAAGCAAACUGAAGACCCCUUAGUGCCAUUGGUGGAUCCAAUUGAUAUCUCGGGUCUAAAGAUCUCCAAUGACAGAAGUGGUGUAGCCAGUCAUGGAGUGGAGUUUGAGACCAGUGUUGAUUUCAAUGAACCUGAGGAGAAGGAUAUCAAAUUCAAAGCUGAGGACAUAUACAACAACCGCUUCUUGCCUGAUGAUGAUGGUGACAGCGAUGAGGAUGAUGAAACAUCUCCUUUUGAGAAAAUGAUCAAAAAGAUGGAGGACAUUUCACCCAAUAAAGAUGGUAUGGUCUACAAGAAAAUUCUAACUCAAGGAAGUGGAAAUGUUGUACCUGAAGAAGCCAUUGUUAGAAUUCAUUACAAUGGAUACCUUGAGUAUGGGGAUGAGCCAUUUGACUCCACAAGAUUACGGAAUCAUCCAUACAAAGUAAAGUUACAAACAGGAGGGUUGAUUGUUGGACUCAACUUGGCAGUGUCCACUAUGAGGGUAGGAGAGUUGGCCCGCAUUAUCAUCAGACCCCAGUAUGCCUUUGGAGAAAUGGGAACACCUCCAAGGAUUCCUAAGGACGCUACUGUGAUGUAUGAAGUGGAGUUGAUGAAUUUCGUUGAACAUGGAGGAGUGGAUGAGAUAGAGCUUCUGUCUGAGGAGGAAAGACAGCAGAUUUCUUUUGAUGAUCUACUUAAGGCCUGCAAAGCUUACAGACAGGAGGCAAAACUACAGUUUGAUAGUUCAAGUUAUAAGAGGGCUGUUGGUCUCUACCGAAAGGCGGUUAUGAUGCUGGAAAAGGCGCACCUGAAAAAUGAGGAGGAGGAGGAAACACACCAAUCACAGCUGUUGAAGCUUUACCUGAACCUGGCUAUCUGCUGUACCAAGUUAGCGGAUUCCAAACACUGCAUCAACUGGUGCAAGAGAGCCCUGGAGAUCUGCCAUACAGAUAAUGAAUCCAGGACCAAAGCAUUGUACCACUACGCCAAGGCAUUGCGCUGUCAAUUCCACUUUAAGGAAGCUAAGGCCAAACUAAAGAAAGCCCAGCAAUUAUCGAAUGGAAGAAAUAAAUCAGUCAAUGAUGAAUUGGCUGUUUUAGAAAGAUUGAUGCAGCAGGAAUUCAUUGCGGAAAAAGAGCUGAACAAAAGGAUGUUUUCCCAACCAAAGGGGAUUUCUAAUGAAGAAAAAGAGAAGGAGAACAAACGACAUCAGGAUAUGGAAGAGCACUGUAUGGAGGUGUCUGAAAAGUUCCGACAAAUUGCAAUUCAGCGUCUAAAUGACUUCAAGAAUAACCCAGAGCAGACGGAGAUCCCUUUCACAUCACACUCCUUGACAUUUGGAGAAAUUGCUUGCAUAGUAGAAGAAGCUGAUAAUCUGGGUCUUAAAGCUGUACAAGUGGGAAGUGGACAGAACUCCAGAAUCAAACUAGUUAGGAGGUCGAAUCAUGAUGCUUCCUGUUAGCCUUUCCAAGUAAACAUACCAAAGGUGUUCAAAUGAGAUUUUAACUGUCAGAUGACAAAGGAGUCAUUAUUUGCAUAAAUGUGAAAUUUGAAAGUUUUUCAUUUUGAUGCUCAUUGAAGUUUUGAAUAUUUUACUUGUUGAACCCCAUUUACUGUAUUCCAUUCCCCAUUUACUGUAUUCAUUGUGAUGGUUGUGUAUAUUUUCUAAACUGAGGUUAGCAUUGUAUGAUAUUACAAAACUGUUCCUGAAUUUUUUGUAAUAUGUUGAAUCACAUUAUACACUAAAACUUGGUGUUUGUGAUCCAGGGUGUAUUGUCAGAAUCUCAAUGUGUUGUGUAUGUUACAAAUUUCAUUGUCACAAUGAACACCACACUGUAGUAACAAAUGAUGGGUGAUCAAUAUAUUACCAGACUCCUUGUAAACCUACUUUUAUUUGUGACAACCUUCCAUGAUUGACUGCUGUUGAACUGGUUUGUGCAACUAAUUUUACGACUUUUAUCAUCUUAUACAGUUACAAGAGACAUUAAAGGACUGGUUUGUGACAAGAAGUAUUCGCUACGACAAGGUUUUCGCAAACCCCUCCAAAAAAAAUUUCGCGCUUGGAUAAAAGUUGGUUUACAGUAUUUUCAGCUGAAACUGUGAAUGUCUUGAACAUUUCCACUGAUGUCUAUUCAGUUUAGAAUUGUAUAAUCGGCAAAGUAAGUGAAUGGGCAUCAAAGGAACGGGUUUACCUUAGGAAAAACAAUGGUAUAAAAUGUUAAUACAGUAAUUCAUAUUUACAAUAAAGUGCCAGAGGUUUAUCUCGGGAAAAACAAUGGUAUAAAAUGUUAAUACAGUAAUUCAUAUUUACAAUAAAGUGCCAGAGGUUUAUCUCAGGAAAAACAAUGGUAUAAAAUGUUAAUACAGUAAUUCAUACUUACAAUAAAGUGCCGGGGACAAACAAUUUUGAUUUGUUAUAAACAUAAUUUGUUCUUUCCAGUAAGGUCAUAAUCUGUUUUAAAACCACAGAGAAUGAAAAUCACUUCACUGUAAGCAUGAAUUCAUUAAAAGCAUGUUUGCUGUAACCAUGUUUUAUUGUAUUUUACAUUAAAAAUAUGUAUCUAGUCAGUAGUAGAAAAGUUUGAUUCAUUUAGUUCACUCAGAAAAAUUCUUUGUAAAACUUUUAAAUUCUGUUGCUAAAUCAUGUAGUUUAUGAUAAGUAACAAGAUCAGGUGCUAAAAAAUUAUGUUGAAGAUGUUUUGAAUUUUGUGUUGGGGUGGGGGUGGGGGGAUGAUAUGUAACAAAGCAAGGGUCAUUUUGUUGUAUUUUUGUUCCACAUAACCAUCAAACUGUAUUUUGUAUACUUAUAAUUUUGUUUAUUAAACAAUGUGCGAGGCAGCAACAAA